This is a messenger RNA of Dovyalis caffra, 2862 nucleotides long. The record is from the annotation of a GenBank genome assembly. Lineage: Eukaryota; Viridiplantae; Streptophyta; Magnoliopsida; Malpighiales; Salicaceae.
AUGGAUGAUAGAAAUGGUGAUUUUGUUCCUGAUUCUGGAUUCGGGGGCCACUCGGGAGCUGCCAUGGACUUGGAUUUCAUGGAUGAGCUCUUGUAUGAUGGAUGCUGGUUGGAGACUGCCGAUGAGUUCGAGUUUUUCCAGGCUGGUACCUCAGCCUCGGGUGAUCUAAAUGACCCUAAGCAGUAUUUUCCUCUUUUCGAGUCUAACAGUGGUAAUUCGAAUGUAAAUCCUCGUCAACAGAACUAUCAAGUUGCAACAGAAGAGAACUUUCGUGAGAACCCACUUAUUGGUAAUUCCAAAAUAGAGGAAAUUGGUGUGAUAGGAUCCCAAGACCAGGAUAUUCAACCGGCUACCAUAUCUUUAGUACAAUCCGGAAGUUUUCCAGUUGAGAGCAAUGACUUGGGUAGAAGAGUCUGGAUUGCACCAACUGCAAAUGCGGGAGCAUCUUCUUCGGUAAGAGAGAGAUUGAUCCAAGCUAUAGAACAGGUGAAAGAUUGCACCAAGGAUAGGGAUGUCCUGAUUCAGAUAUGGGUGCCGAUAAAGAAAGAAGGCAAGCAUGUCCUUACCACUAUUGAUCAGCCAUACUUGUUUGAUCCUAAAUGCCAGAGUCUUGCGAGUUACAGAAAUGUUUCACAAACCUUUCAUUUCCCAGCAGACGAGGAUUCCAAAGAUUUCGUUGGUUUGCCUGGCCGAGUUUUCUUGAGGAAGCUGCCUGAGUGGACUCCAGAUGUUGGUUACUUCAGCAGGGUUGAGUAUCCACGUAAAAUGCUUGCAAAGCAAUUCAAUAUUAGAGGAUCCUUUGCGGUUCCUGUUUUUGAACAGGGAAGCAGGACUUGUUUGGGGGUUAUUGAGGUUGUCACGACCACUCGAGACAUCAGUUAUCGUCCAGACCUAGAAAACGUCUGCAAAGCUCUUGAGGCUGUUGAUCUUAGGAGCCCGCAAGACUUCUGCCCUCCAAGUGUGAAGGUUUGCGAAGAGUUUUGCCAAGCUGCCGUUCCUGAGAUAUCAGAGAUUUUGGAGUCUGUUUGUAAGGCACAUAGAAUACCUUUAGCACUAACAUGGGCCCUAUGUUUCCAGCAAGGUAAAGGUGGAUGCCGGCAUUUUGAUGAGAACUAUUCUCAUUGUAUUUCUAUGGUGAAUUCUGCUUACUUUGUAGCUGAGACAGACGACUUUGGGUUCUAUAUGGCAUGUUCCGAGCAAUACCUUUCCUUUGGUCAAGGGAUUGUUGGGAGAGCAUUUGCAACAAACAAACAGUGUUUUUCGACUGAUGUAGCAGUGUUGAGCAAGACAUAUUAUCCUCUCUCUCACCAUGCUAAGUUGUUUGAGUUCCAUGCUGCCAUAGCAAUUCCAGUACAAAGCACGCAUGCAGGAUCGGUUGAUUUUGUCUUGGAGUUAUUCUUGCCAAAGGAUUGUCGUAACACUGAAGAACAAAAACAAAUGUGGGAUGUAUUGCCUAUCACUGUACAACAGGCUUGUCGGAGUUUGCAUGUUGUCAUGGACAAGGAGCUUGAGGAAACUGUCAACAAGAAAAUGGCAGUUGCUUCAGUAGAGAGAUUUAAUAAAGAUGAAAUUCAGAUAUUUGCAUCUUCUUUGUUCAAAGAAUCCUCUGAAGUAGAAUCAUCCUGGAUUGCUCGUAUGGCAGAGGCUCAAAAGAAAAAGGAACCUAAAGAAGAGUUCAAAGUGACCUCCCACUGGGGUAAGACUCAGGAUGAAUUGUACCACAAGCAGGCAUUUACAGAGUUUGAGCAAUUUCAGCAAAAUUCUGGACCCAAAGUUAGUAAUGACACUGUUAUAGAUUCUUCUGCUGCUGGGCGUCACUCAUUAGGUGUUAAAAAAUUAGGUGACAAGAGACGGACCAAGACGGAGAAGACAAUAAGCUUGGAAGUUCUUCGAAAUUACUUUGCAGGAAGCCUCAAAGAUGCUGCGAAGAGUAUUGGCGUGUGCCCCACCACUCUGAAAAGAAUAUGCAGGCAACAUGGCAUUGCCCGUUGGCCCUCUCGAAAGAUUAAGAAGGUUGGCCACUCGUUGAAGAAACUUCAACUUGUGAUUGACUCAGUACAAGGUGCUGAGGGUGCCAUUCAAAUCGGUUCCUUCUACACAACUUUCCCAGAAUUGACCUCUCCAAAUUUUUCUGCUAAUGGUGCUUUUCCAUCAAUCAAGACAAAUGACGAUUCCAAUAAAUUAAACCCUCACCCUCAGAGUGGCAUAUUUAAUGCUGCAGCUAGUGCUUCAAAAUCCCCAUCCUCAUCAUGUAGUCAGAGCUCUGGAUCAAGUAUCUGUUGUUCCACUGGAGUAAAGCAACACGCAACCACCAAUAAUGGCUCAGUUAGUGGCAAUCCAUUAUUGGUAGAGGAUCCUGGUGGUGUGCUUAAGAGAACACACAGUGAUGCUGAAUUGCAUGCCUUGAAUCGUGAUGAACCAAAGCUUCUUGUAAGAUCUCAAAGCCACAAAACAUUUGGUGAACUUCCAAAUCCAGAGACUUUGCCGUCCCUUCCGAAAACUACCAGCCGGAUUAUACGUGAUGGGGGUGGCUGUAGAGUGAAGGCCACUUUUGGUGCUGACAAAAUCCGGUUCACCUUGCAACAAAACUGGGGUUUCGGGCGCUUGCAACAAGAGAUUGCAAGGCGUUUUAAUAUUGACGAUAUCUCUAGAAUUGAUCUCAAGUAUUUGGAUGACGACCAAGACUGGGUUCUUUUGACAUGUGAUGCUGACCUUGAGGAGUGUAGAGAUGUCCAUAAAUUGUCUGAGAACCACACAAUCAAAAUAUCCCUUCAUCAACCUUCUCAACCACAUCUAGGAAGUUCGUUUGGAUCUGGAGGGCCACAUCUGGGAAGUUCAUUGGGAGCUGGAGGGCCCUUCUAA